AUGGGGUGUGAACUGAUUAAAGACAGAAGAAAGGACAUCAAUGAGUUGUGUGACAGCCAAAAGCUGAUGGGACCACGUUCAUGGCAUCCUGUUUCCGAGGAUCAGGAAUGUGGAAGUGGGUUAGCUAAAGUCUGCCUCAGGGUCUCUCGUGGGAUUUCAGUCAAACUAUGCCCCAGGGCGGCUGUCAUCCCAAGGCCGGUCCGGAAACCAGUAGAAGCUCUUUGUAAGCUUACUCAAUUAUCUGAGGAACUGAACGUCACUCUUUAUGAGGGUGACAAAGAAUAUCCUGAUGAAAGGGGCACCAGCAAUUUUGAGAACCUCAAUAGCGAAUGCCUUCUGUGCUCUGCAGUUGUAAAAGAGUACUACUGCCUCCGGAUGCUGACUCCCCGAAAGACCACGCGGUGUGGGAGAUUGGAAACUAUCCCAGCUCAGGAGUCACAGCAGCACCCUCAGCAGCAGCAACACCAGCAGCAGCAACACCAGCAGCAGCAGCACGGCACUGAAGGUCCCAGCUCUGCUACUAAAAUCAUGCUCUGGCUUGCUGGGCUGCUUGGGGCUACCAGGACUGCGAGUGCUGACUCCAUCUUCAGAAGCAACUCUGUGGAUGAAAAUGGGGCCAAGAUUCCUGUUGAAUACGACAGUGAUCCAAUUUUGAUGCAGCAGCUUUGCCAGACAUGCAAACAUUCCAGAGAUUAUAGACAGAUGUUCACUGACCCCUGGUCCCAGCCCCUGCCUUUCCCAGACCCUCUGUGGGAGCCAUACUACCAGCCUCCCUACACACCUGUCUUGGAGCUCACCAGCGCCCUGCUGCAUCCGGAGUAGUCGCUGGUCACUGGCUGGAAGUUUAAGAAGCGUCCAGGCAUCAGGGCCUUAUUUGAGCAGUUUGCCUAUUUGUAUAAAAUCGUCAUCUUUAUGUCAGAGACUGGCAUUUCCACUCUUCCACAAUGUGGACCUCCCCCGCCCCUAAUGUACUGCCUUUUCCGAGAUGUGAAGCAAUACAUGGAUGGACAGGACAUUUCCUGUCUGAUGUUUCCAAACUGGAUAAUUAGAUGUUUUAGUAUCACCUGA
Molecule: messenger RNA, 1068 nt
Organism: Pteronotus mesoamericanus
Lineage: Eukaryota; Metazoa; Chordata; Mammalia; Chiroptera; Mormoopidae
Product: mitochondrial import inner membrane translocase subunit TIM50-like
Exons: 5
Source: RefSeq, a predicted model, not a curated record